This is a messenger RNA of Sitophilus oryzae (rice weevil), 757 nucleotides long. RefSeq lists its product as uncharacterized. NCBI's taxonomy places the organism in Eukaryota, Metazoa, Arthropoda, Insecta, Coleoptera, Curculionidae. The record is from RefSeq and is a predicted model, not a curated record. The transcript is spliced from 2 exons. The coding region runs from base 69 to 668 and encodes 199 amino acids.
UCUUCCUGUCACUGUCAAACAUUCAGUCAUUAUUAUUUUUAGUCAAAAUUCCAGUUAAAACCACACCCAUGGCGGAGUGUUUCUGUCCAGGAGGUCCAAGCAGCGCCUCUGGCCAAUACGCUAAUGCAACACAACGGAAUGCGCAGGCUAGUUACAAUGAUAGCGGCUUCGAGGACUAUUCGGGAGGCCAAUCUUUCAACCAGGCUUUCAUAGACCCGACUGGAUAUGAUGAGCAACACGGUGCAGCUGGUGCCGUUCCGUAUGAGAGCGCCGAUGAGAUGGAUGAAAAUAAUAAUCCUGCGUACUACUCCAGAUACGCACACGCUGAUGAUUCCAACUACCAGGACAUGCUGACAGAGGAUUGUCCACCUGAAUGCCCAUCCUAUUCGGGUAUGCACGGGGCAAGUGGGUACGAAGCCGACGAAAGUUACCAAAGCCCCGGUCCAGGCCAUCGAGGAGGAGCCAGAACGACCAGUAACACCUCCAUGUGUGACGGUGAAGAGCUGAACAGAACCACCGCACCCAGGAGUACCAAAGUCGACGUACGCAAGGCAAGGAUAUCGCAGAGUCUUGAGACGUACUUGAACACGAUCGAUGAAGAAGAGAAGGGCUGUUAUAUGCAGUUUGUUGAAACUUUGCAGAAUGAACGCAGACAAUCGCGUUUUUGAAAGCAUAAGAUUGUGUAAUAAUUGAAAAAUAUAAAUUUUUAAGUUAUUAUUUGUCAAUUAAUUUGUCAAUAAAAUUUUAAAUUAGCCUA